This is a messenger RNA of Pogona vitticeps (central bearded dragon), 1106 nucleotides long. The record is from RefSeq and is a predicted model, not a curated record. NCBI's taxonomy places the organism in Eukaryota, Metazoa, Chordata, Lepidosauria, Squamata, Agamidae.
ACUGCGCACGCUCCCGCGAGGCAGGGCGCAUGCCCAGUCACGUUCCGCGCCGGGGCCGCUCGUUGCUAUGGCGCCGCCGGGGCGCUCUCCGAGGCCUAGUCCCCUGGCGAGGGUUUCUCGCUGCGUCUCGUUCAGCGCCUGCCACCGGCUGCACAGCUCUUCCACUGAACAAAGGGGACUGCAGUUUGCAAAAGCUUUUCCGCUUUUCCUAGUGGAAGUGACUGUCCGUGGAGAAAUCGAUCCUACUACGGGGAUGGUGAUCAACCUCACUGACCUGAAAGACUACAUGGAGGAAGCCAUCAUGGAACCUCUCGACCACAAGAACCUGGACAAGGACGUCCCCUACUUUGCUGAUGUCGUAAGUACUACGGAGAAUGUUGCCGUGUUCAUCUGGGAAAACCUGCACAAACGCCUUCCUGAAGGAACUCUUUACAAAGUCAAGGUUUACGAAACAGACAAGAACAUUGUGGUUUAUAAAGGAGAGGCGUCUGUUCCGGGAAAAUGAGAUUUGAGUUGUUUGAUGCCUUUGAUCGAGAAUGAAAAGAAAACAAAAGAACCAGUCAGUCAUUCAGUGGAUUUGGAAUAUAUCUGACUUCCAUAGCCAUCAAAUGUGUAGGAACACCUAUCUCCAAUAGAUAAUUAAAGAGAAUAGCACAGGUUCAUUUAAGCAAGAAGUGGAUAUGUUGUAUUAUUCAUGAGGAGCUGCGGGUCUCCUCUUGAAUCUGAGCCAAUAGAUUCUGAACCAAAGAAUUCCCAUUUUUGAGACAUUGGGAAAGGUGCAGGUUCUGUGCCCCAUCAUGUCUCUUUCUGCUUUGAUGGCCCAAGAGAAGAUUAAUAACCUUGAGUACACCUUUUACUUGCUCUGAAAAAUCAAGAUUACAUCCUGUACCUGCUUUCCAGGUUCUCAGACAAACCCCAUCCUCUUUUACCUGUCUUUUCAGCCUGAGAUUGAAUCUGAAGGUGAUGGUGACUAUGAUGAUUGUGAUAGUUCUGUGAUGUUUCCACUGUGGUGUUAGAACUGGUCUAGCUCACACUGAGCCAUGAAACUCACUGGACAAUGUUGGGCCAGCCACAUACUGCCUCAGUGUGACCUUCUUCAUAGGCCU